AUAUUUGCACAUAACUGUGUGCUAUGUAUUUGUUUAAAAGAAAGAGAGAAAGAACGAAACUGAAUGUGUGUUGCGCUUUGUGUGCUUUUUUCGAUAUUUGAGCAACACACAACAACGACAACAACAACCAUAAAAACAUAACAGUACAAUAGGCAAGCAACGGCUGUAUAGCAUUUCCAACAGGAAUUGGAAAAUGAGAGAAUCAACGAAAACAUCGAACCACCUCUAAACAAAGCAACUCAACCAAGUGUGUGAAUUAUCGAAAUUGGCUAGAGGGAUACAGAGCGAUUGAGUGACAGAGAGACAGAGUGUAUGCAAAAUGGCUUUGGGAAUUCCUGCUGAAGAAUCGUCGGAAAAUCAAUCACAACCAAUUACACCGAGUGCACCGCCAUUGGAAUCCUUGGGAUCGGUCGAUGUAAAUCAAGUUCGAUUUGUUGUAGCACUAGAUGCAACAACAAACAGUCAACCAAUUUCAGCUCAAACAGCAUCGCUCAAUGCCAGUGAAUGUUUGCGACGUAUUAUAAAUGAAAAAAUCAAUUGUGAUUCAAAGGGUAAUCACAUCAUACGAGACGUCACCGAACCUGAAUUUCGGCAAAUGAUUGAGUUUCUUGAAACGAAGAAAUUACAAUUUAAAGAUCAAAAUCAUCGCUUGCAAAUGUUUAAUGUGGCCAAACAAUAUAAUUGUGCUGACAUGCAAAUAUAUUGUUUGCGUGAAGUUGAUGCCAAUUUGGAUGUAUCAAAUGUAAUCACAGUUUAUCGUACGCUAUGGUUUUACGGUUCAUUGACAUCGAACAAGGAUUCGAUCGAUCGCAAAAAGGCCAAUUUCAAAAAAACCAAUUACACACCCGAAGAAUUUCUCACAUAUUUGGUAUUCAAUGUGUUGCAAUUUAUCAAUAUGAAUGCAGAAAAUGUUCUACUAUCGGAAGAUAUUGAUGAACUGCGAUUCAAAGAAUUUGAAAAUAUUGUGAAACAAGAUGAUCUACUGUUACGCUCAGAAAUGGUUUUAAUUAAUGCGCUGACACGUUGGAGCCGAGCCGAAUGUCGACGAAAAAAUAUCGAACUCACCCUUGAAAAUGAACGGACCGUUUUGGGUGAACUUUGCUAUUCACCGAGGUAUUUAACGCUCAAACCCAGCGAAUUUGAAUUGGCCUGUAAGAAUAUUCGAUUUUUAGAUCCGGCCGAAGUGACAUUGAUUCGAGAAGCAUUUGAUGGCAAAAAAUCUAAUUUAACUGCUGAACAAACAAAUAUGUUGAACAAUUUUCGAAAACCACGACCAAAAUAUACACGCAUGCCAAUCUAUUUAAGUCCACGUAGUCACCCAAAAAAAUAUCCACGGCGAAUGCGACGAAAUGAUCGCAACGAUAGUGAUGGAUCAUCAUGUUUUCUAGAUUGUUUAGCGGCUUUCAUUUGUCUAUGUGAUUAAGAAAGACUAGCGUUAAUUACAAUUAAUAUGACUUUGAUUUAGAUUGGAUAUGUCGAUUUUUUGUUCUCUCGAAUUUAAUGUGAAUGACAUCGGGUAGUAGUUAAUUGAAUAUUUUAAGAAGUAAAUGGUGAACGAUAACGUAAAUUAAGACCAAAUAGCAAAAUUAUUUUAGUUCAAUGCAAACAAAUGCAAACAUGGAUACGAUUUUAUUUUGAGACAGUUUUAGGUAAAGCCAUCAGAUCAAAGCUUUUUUUCGAACGCUGUGAUGCACACCAAACCAAACAUAAAGAAUGCAUCUAUGCAACUGUGUUUUAAGAUCUAAAUAUUUUAAUCGUUUUUUUUUGUUUAAAAAUCUGUCCAUGUUACGAGCAUGCAAAUGUAUUUAUUUUAGCUGAAUAUAUUUCUACAGAUAGCAAAAAUUAAUCAUUAUUUUUUAAUCUUCCACAGAUCAUUUGAAAAAUCAAUAUUUAUUUUGAAAAAGCGCAAAACGUAUUUUUAAAAAAAUAAACAACACAUGUUUACUAUUUGUAACCAGAAUUUAGACGACAAAUGAAACGAAUAGAGAAUGCUCAUUAUAGUUAAAGAAUUCUAUGGAUUGUUAAUAAGGAUAUUUUAGCAUAUUUUAUUGUAUUGAAAGAAUGAAUAUUCGAUUUAGAGUGAGAGUUUAUUUUGAAGAAAAAAAGAAUGAAUCGUGCAAAGUUGUCUGAAUAUUUUAAAUUGAUAUGAAAAAUAAGUUUAUCAUCAAAUGUUAGUCGAAGUAAUAAAUUAUUUAAAGUGGGAUGAACAUAAUUUCUCCUCAUACAAUAACAAAAAUCAUAUUUGAUUAUUAGUUGCAACUGAUUAUGUUGCAAUGUUAUUGGUUUUUAUCAGUUCGUUCUUUUGUUGUUUUGCCAUUUGAAAGAGAUUUAUGAAAAAGAGUUUCAAUAUUUUACUAUAGUCAAAAAAAAAAAAAAAAUCGAAAUAUACGUGGAACUUUCGUUACGUUUAUAAUCUGAGCAGAAUAAAUGUGAAGAAUAUUCAGAAAGAGACUUUAUGAUAUAUUCAGUUAAAUAGAAUAUUUCCUGAGAGCCUGUUAAGAAAAGAUAAUUUGAUACUUCACCUAUGAAGAUUUAUGAAAUCUCUUCAUGAUUCGCUAUUAACGAAUUAAAAAUACAAAAACCUUUAUAUACUGAAUACCGAUAUACAAAUUAUUUGUAAUAGAUGUGAUACAACUUAUUCAAUAAAGCCAUAUUUAUGUUCAACGUAUGAA
This is a messenger RNA of Contarinia nasturtii (swede midge), 2672 nucleotides long. RefSeq lists its product as uncharacterized. Gene Ontology annotation, cellular component: cytosol. The coding region runs from base 320 to 1423 and encodes 367 amino acids. NCBI's taxonomy places the organism in Eukaryota, Metazoa, Arthropoda, Insecta, Diptera, Cecidomyiidae. The record is from RefSeq and is a predicted model, not a curated record. Gene Ontology annotation, biological process: neurogenesis. The transcript is spliced from 4 exons.